AGACAUCGGAGGCAAAAAAACCCGAGCGCGAGAUCGCAUGUAUUAGAGAAGUCGGCAACACAUGUUGGGUGCAUGGGGUGUAUAGAUAGCCAUCCGUAGAUUCCCGUUAACAGAAGAGAGCAAUUCUGCACAAUUGCUGUCGUGCUCUUCGCCAGCUUUCAGCUGCUCUGACGGUUCACUGCUCUCCUCAAGCUUGCGCCUAGGCGUUAACCUGACCACAGCUGUCCAGUAAUUCCUCUUACCAACCACCGGAUAUUAACUGCUACUCUUUUGUUCUUGUGGAUCAGUUCGAUAACCCGUUCGGACGAUGGAUUUCUCCGCAUCCAGGUAUACAACAUCCACCAAGGGAACCAGCGCGGCCGACAUCGGGGUGCUGUCCCGCCUUGAGGACAAAAUCAGGCUACUGCAGGAAGAUCUCGAAACUGAACGGGAGCUGAGAGCCCGGAUUGAGCGGGAACGAUCCGACUUAGCCGUUCAGCUGGUCCAGCUGAACGAUCGCUUGGAGGAAGCUGAAGGAGCUCAGGAGGCGCAGACGGAACUGAAUCGCAAACGUGAUCAGGAGCUUGCCAAACUGCGAAAAUUGCUUGAAGAUGUCCACCUGGAAGGUGAAGAGACCACCGCUGGACUCCGCAAGAAGCACAACGAAUCACUGGUUGAACUGCAAGAUCAAAUUGACCAGCUUCAGAAAUCCAAGCAAAAGGUGGACAAGGAACGCAGCCGCAUUCAGGCAGAGGUCAUCGAUUUGGUCGCCCAAGUGGACCAUCUGCGCAGCGAACGGGACCAAGCUGAGAAGAAGUACGACAAGGCGGAAGCUGCGGCCGCCCAGGCUACUCAGCGUGCCGAAGAGUACAAUCGGCAAGUGCAGGAUUUGAACAACCACAAGACUCGGCUGGUUCAGGAAAACAACGACCUGAUCCGUGACAUGCAAGAACUGAAGAAGUCCAUUGAAAAUCUUGACUUUAUGAAAACGACUCUGGCUCGUCAACUGGAGGAUACCAAACGCAAACUGGAGGAGGAAGAGCGAUCUCGCCAAACUCUGCAAACAACUGUCCACAACCUGGAGACGGAUAUUGAGACCUACCGGGUCCAGAUUGAAGAGGAGUCCGAGUUCCGUAUGGAGAUCGAGAAACAGUUGUCGAUCUCUAAGACGGAAGCGUCCACCUAUAAGAGCAAAUACGAAGCUGAACUGUCUGCCCAUCAGCUGGAAGUCGAAGACAUCAAGAAGAAGUUCCAUCUCCGCCUGGUGGAAGCUGAAGAACAGGUGCAGAACGCUUUAGCCCGUGCAUCUAACCUGGAGAAGCAGAAGAGUCGUCUCCAGGCCGAAGUUGAGAUCUUGAUUGUUGAUCUGGAGAAGGCUAACUCAGCUGUUCAGCAACUGGAAAAACGCAAUGCUGCUUUGGAAGACACCGUCAACAGCUUGAAACGUCGCAUCGAUGAAAUCAGCCUGGAACUGGAAACCUCCCAGCGUGACCUGCGCGCUGCUCAGGGUGAAGUCAACCGACUGAAACAAGCUGUCGAGAAACUGACCGAGCAGCGUGACGCUCUGGCUCGGGAGAAAAAGAAACUUGAAGAUGACCUCCACGAGUCCAAGGAAGCUCUGGCGGAUGCCACUCGCCGCUUCCAUGAACUGGAGAUCGAACUGCGUCGUGUGGAAGGCGAACGUGAUGACUGGCGUCUGGCUUAUCAAGAUGCCGAAUCUCUUCGUAAGCAGGAAGAAGCAAAGGUCAUCCGCUUGACUGCUGAGAACCAACAGAUCCGUGUUGAAUACGAACGUCGUCUCCAUGACAAAGAAGAGGAAUACGAAGCAAUGAGGAAGCAACUGACCAUUGAAAUUGAGACACUGACUGCCCGCUUGAUCGAUGCCGAAACUAAGUUGAAGACCGAAGUUGCACGCAUCAAGAAGAAGAUGCAGGCUCAGAUCACCGAAUUGGAAAUGCAGUUGGACAAUGCCAACCGCGCCAAUCUGGAAGCCCAUAAGACCAUCAAGAAACAGCAACUGCACAUUCAGGAACUCCAAGUUCAUUAUGAAGAUGUCCAGCGUCAGUUACAUCAGACUUUGGAUCAACUGACCAUCAUGCAGAAACGUGUCCAGACUCUUCAAGCUGACAACGAUGAGCUGCGCGUCGCCGCGGAACAGGCGCUUCGUGGCCGCAAGGCUGCAGAGGCUCAGCUUGACGAGGUCUCGGCUCGCGCUCAAGAACUGACCACCUUGAAUGCUACUCUUCUGGCCGCCAAGAGCAAGCUGGAAACUGAUUAUGGCUCACUUCAGUCUGACUUCGAUGAAGUCAGCCGUGAAUGGAAGGGUGCUGAAGAACGUGCAACUCGGGCUCAGGGUGAUUUGAACAAAGCCGUGGAACAAAUGCACGAGGAACAAGAGCGGGCUAUGAAAUACGACACCAUGCGCAAGGCUCUUGAAGGUCAGGUUAAAGAGCUGCAGGUCCGCCUGCAGGAGAUGGAGGCGUCUGCUCUCAUUGGUGGAAAACGCUUGGUCUCCAAACUCGAGGGUCGUAUUCGCGAUAUGGAAGCCGAAUUCGAAGAGGAACGUCGUCGCCACGCCGAAACCCAAAAGAUCUGCGCUAAGAAAGAGCGACGCAUUAAGGAAGUCCAGCUUCAGGGAGAGGAGGACCGCAAGAAUGUUGUUCUCCUUCAAGAUUCAGUUGAAAAACUGACCGAACGAUGCAAGCUGCUGAAACGUCAAGCUGACGAAGCCGAGUCUCUGGCUCUACAAAAUGUUACCAAAGUACGAAAAUUCCAGCGGGAGAUGGAAGCUGCCGAAGAUCGGGCUGAUAUGGCUGAAAGCAACCUUUCUCUAAUCCGUGCCAAACACCGAAGCACCGUAACUACCAGCUCUGGGGGCGCUGCUCGCGGAAAUGUUUAUGUCCUUGAAGAACGGGCAGAUUACACGUCAAGCAGAAAUUAUUAGAAGAAAGUCACUCACAAUAAUUUAGUUUAACUUCCAAAAGCAUGCGCUAAUUAAUGUCGUUAAGGUGUCGUCACUGUUGAUGAGAUUAGACGUCAGUUUCAUAGAGCUUUCGAGCUUUUCGAUUGGUUGAUGUUGUAUGUUAGACGGGCCUCCUUGCAACGACGGAGGCAGAAAACCUAAUGGGCAGCGGUUUUUUUCCAACAUCCGCAAUUUCUAUGCUUUUCCCAUAUUUUUCUGUUUGUGGUAGUCACUUUAAUUAUGCGUAGAUGUGGCUUUAUUUAAUCGAAAGCCAAUAUUCUAGUAAGUCUUGUUACCGUGAGUAUUAACUAUUUGUCUAUUUCGACAUCCCACUUGAUCCACAACCACAACUGUAAUAAAAACGUUAAUGUUG
Messenger RNA from Paramacrobiotus metropolitanus, 3314 nucleotides. RefSeq names its product paramyosin-like. The record is from RefSeq and is a predicted model, not a curated record. The coding region runs from base 308 to 2923 and encodes 871 amino acids. Gene Ontology annotation, cellular component: myosin complex. The transcript has 16 exons. NCBI's taxonomy places the organism in Eukaryota, Metazoa, Tardigrada, Eutardigrada, Parachela, Macrobiotidae.